AUGACCGUAACACACACUCUCACGGUCAAGCACACAGGCUCGGAACCCAUUCCUGGCGAACGCCGGAAGUCUACCAUUCGUCUUGAGGCAAUCGAAUUACAAUCGCGUCAAGGCGAUGAUGAUGCAAAUCCAAGAAAUGAGCCGUCAAUUCCCGAGAUCUCUAGAUUGCGCAGUGCAAUCAUAGUGUCCCAGAUGUGUGGCAAUACUAUGCUUUCGAGCAUCAUCAACGGUCUUGUGACCGUGGGACUUCCCACAAUCACCAAAGAUCUCAAUUUACCGCCGUCGCUGUCAUUUUGGCCUGUCUCUGUAUCGGGGCUAUCGACCGCCUCCACGUUGCUUCUUGCGGGAUCGCUAGCUGAUGUUGUUGGACCACGCUGGGUUGACCUGGUGGGCACGUUUGCAAGCGGCGCGCUGAUGCUAGGAAUGGGCUUCGCCAAGGAAGGCACACAGCUUGUGGCCAUGCGAGCAAUUCAGGGCGUCGGUCUUGCGCUUCACCUCGUGUCUGCGGUAGGCAUUGCUACACAAGUGUUUCCGCAAGGCAAAUCUCGGAACAUGGCAUUUGCUUGCUUGGGCAUGUCUCAGCCUUUUGGUUUCUGUCUGGGUCUUGUUCUCGGCGGAGUAUUUGUGGACACCGUUGGCUGGCGGGUGGGUUGGUAUAUUUCAGGCAGCGCAGCCUUGUUCCUCUCCGUGGUAGGAUUGUGGGCGCUUCCGGGCAGUCCACACCCGAAAAGAUGGCAGACCAUCUUGCAUGAUUUGAAGUUCAAGAUCGACUGGGUCGGGGCACUGCUGGCCUCCGCUUUCAUGGCGCUUCUCUGCUAUUUGCUCGCAAUCCUCAGCUCGGACAUCUAUCGCAUCAAGGAGACAGCAAGUAUUGUCAUACUCUGUCUUGCUGCAAUUGCCUUGCCUUCGUUCGUCGUAUGGAUUCACUAUCAGGUGCAGCGAGGAAGACCCGCCUUGAUUCCCAAUUCAUUCUGGAAAAAUGCCACGUUCUCCAGUAUUUGUGCCACCAUUGCACUCUCCUUUGCUGUCAUCAACUCCAUGGAGCUCUUUGCCAGUCUCUUUUUCCAAGAAGUUCAACAGCUGUCUGCCCUCCAAGCGUCCAUUCGCAUUUUCCCUAGCUUGGUUGUUGGCGUUCUAGUCCAGGUCACGGCAGGAUUUUUCGUCCACCGUGUCCCUGCAAUCUGGAUCGUGGUGCUCACGGCUGUUCUGAGCUCGCUGUCCCCUCUUCUCAUGGCGACAGCUCAGCCUUCAUGGUCGUACUGGUCCAACACAUUCGUAGCUCAACUUCUUCAACCGAUCAAUUGUAACGCGCUGUUCACCGUCGGUCUCAUUAUCAUCACAGACAUCUUCCCAGAAGAUACCAAAGCACUUGCAGGGGCUGUGUUCAACACGGCGGCCCAGUUUGGCACUGCUCUCGGAUUUGCAAUCCUCCAGGUCAUCUCGUCGGUCGUCACCGAGAAGAAGGUUGGCGAGAGCGAGAUCCAAGCUCGACUGGAGGGAUACCGCGCAAGUUUCUGGACCAUGUUUGCUUUUAUGAUCCUUUGUACUGCUAUCUCUGGUCUUGGACUUCGCCGCGCAGGACGCAUCGGGUUGAAGCGGGAUUAG
Messenger RNA from Penicillium diatomitis, 1605 nucleotides. Its product is annotated as putative MFS transporter. Lineage: Eukaryota; Fungi; Ascomycota; Eurotiomycetes; Eurotiales; Aspergillaceae. Gene Ontology annotation, cellular component: membrane. Bases 1 to 1605 code for a protein of 534 amino acids. Gene Ontology annotation, molecular function: transmembrane transporter activity. Gene Ontology annotation, biological process: transmembrane transport. The record is from RefSeq and is a predicted model, not a curated record. The transcript is spliced from 3 exons.